Molecule: messenger RNA, 1874 nt
Organism: Hydractinia symbiolongicarpus
Lineage: Eukaryota; Metazoa; Cnidaria; Hydrozoa; Anthoathecata; Hydractiniidae
Exons: 3
Coding region: 926-1684 (252 amino acids)
Source: RefSeq, a predicted model, not a curated record
AUAAAUUGAUUAAAACCGUUUUAUAUAUUAUUAAUCAAAUGUGAAAAGGCUAAACUGUUGAGAAUUUGUUCAGCUAAUAUAUGAUACCUUCUGGUGUCUUUAUCUGUAUGUCUCCCAUCAAAAUUAAAAAACGCUCUGCUGUACUGCCCAAUUCUUUAUCAUGUUUAAUUAUAGUCCUGUUCAUAAUUUACAUGAAUUUUUCUUUAACAUUACCUUAUACUGACCUCUUCACUUCAUUUAUUUUAUUCGUGGUUCUUUUCCCCAAACAUAAGAAAAUAAAAAUAUUAAAAAAGUUUAUAUAUAUUUCAUAUUUACUAACUUCAUCUCCCCUAAAAAUUUAAAGUUGUAUUUCUACAGCACUUUUAGUUAUUUCAAAAUCCCUUAACCAUUGUAUGCCUUUGACCUCCCUUUACCUAUUUUAACCAUGAUCCCUAUUCCCUACAAUUAAGCACGAUAGGAAUGACAGAUUAUGACGAAACUUUGGGUUUCUAAUAAAUCGUCGAUUUGAAUAUUAAUUGCGCUAACGGUAUUUACUGAUUGUAACGAAACUUUGGAUUUGUAAUAAGUCGUCGAUAUGAACAACAAUUGUCUUGAAAUAACUCUUAGUAGAUAUGUUCACCACUCUGUGACGCGAUCGUUCAUUUUCCUUUAUGAGUAUCUUUACUGCUACCAACAUUUCUUACUGAUAAAUCGAUUUAAAAUAUUUUUACAUUCAAGUGAUGCUGAAUAUUUAAGAGAAUUUUACAAGCUGACGUUAGCGAUAACGGUGGCAACCUAUGUUGAUCUCGUUAUAUUUGAAAAAACCUUGAUUAAGGCGAUAUCAGUUUGAUUUAAUAGCGCUAAUUAGUGGUGUCACGAUCAUCAAUAAUGUAGUGACAUCAGUUAUAAUCACUUUUAGUUGUUCUCGAAGUUGUAGAGAGUAAAUAUGUUUGCAAGGUUAAUCAUGUUACUUGCUGCUUUACAGGGAGAAAGAAUCUCUGGCUUGGUGCCAUUUGAUACUACCAAUGCAAAAACCAUCAAAGAUUUCUUCCAAGUAACUUUCACGGCUGAUAAUGGUUAUAUAACCUCACUUUUUGAUUUUAAGAAGAUCCUUAUUGCAAUAACCGAAUGCACUUUAAAGGAGGGAUCCAUUUGCCACAUAGAUAAUAUUAUUGAUUGGAAUUUUAAAUGCAUAAUCACCGUAUCCAUUGAACAUAGUAACAAUGAAAUAAAAAUUGUUGGAAUUGGGUUUUCUCAAAAGGCAAUAAAAAAGCCAAGUAGAAGAAGACGACAUAUCGAAGAUAAAUUGGUGGACGUUAAAAUCCGAAUACGAAGAUCAGGCAAAGAAAAGAAAAGUUUAACAGUUCACAACAAUUUAAGUGGCAAUAUGAUCGCCUCCGCGAAUAGAUUUAUCAGAAAGUGUUGGGUAGGUGGUCAGUUUGUUACAUGCUUUGGACUAUGGACACCAAGACCAACUACAACCUGUUCGAAAGGAUUUAUAUGCAUUGGUCAUUUUACUGCUGCUAAAAAACUUUUUCUAUUAAAACGAUCAUUCAAAAGGCAAGAUAAAACAAAAAACAGGAACAUUAUACGUAAAAGGAGAAGUUUCCCGUACGCUUCUUCUACUACAACAGCAUUUAACGUUGUGUUUGAUACGAUAUUAUUUAAUGUUAAUAAUUUAUUAACCCAACAAAGUGAUGUAUGAUAAUAUAUGUGCAGCGUAUGGUAAUUAAAAGGCACCAUUGUGUCCGAAAUACGGUUCGCAAUUACAUUACGUGUUAAUUAAUAGACUUUUUUUAUGUAAGAUCUGUUUAUAAGCAACUUAUUACUCGAAGAAAUAAAAGUUUGUUUAUAACAAAAAAACAUAAUAUUUGUAAUCCACAAUUUUUUUUUUA